AUGAAAAAGCAAAUUUAUUCGAAGGAAGAUCUUGGAACAAUAGAACUUACACAAACUAUAGGAUUUAGUAGUGUUCCAGAUUUAAUACGCACUAAGAGCAUAGAAGAUGGAUUUGAAAUAAAUGUUCUUGUUACUGGUAGAAGGGGCUUAGGUGCCUCGACACUUAUAAAUUCUUUAUUCGGUGCACCAAUUAUUUCAAAAACAAGAUCUAAUGGAUUAACAGUCACUAAAAAUGAAAUAGUAGAAAAUGGAAUAUCGCUUGAAACUACUACAGUAACAUAUCAUUCUGAUAAUAUUAAUCCUCUUAUUGAGUACAUUAAUAAACUUAAUAAUGAAUAUUUUGAAAAUGAACAAGGACCAUAUAGAAUACAUAAAGACACAAGAAUACAUGUUUGUCUUUAUCUUAUUCCUUCUGAUCAUUUGACAGAUAAUGAAUUAGAUUUUAUGAAAAAAUUAAGCCAUAAAGUAAAUUUUAUACCUGUUAUUCCUAAAGCUGAUAUGUAUACUAGUGAAGAAUUAACACAGAGAAAACUUGUAGUACAUAAUCUUUUACAAGAUUAUAAUAUUAACAUUUUUAAGUGUCCACACAAGGAACUAGCCGAGUCAGAUGUAGAAGAUACAGAUAUUCCAAUCUAUGCUGUCAUAGCCAGUGAGACAGUAUAUGAAAUAAAUGGCGACAUUAUUAGAGGAAGGCAGUAUCCUUGGGGAUUUAUUGAUAUAGACAAAGAAGAAGGAAAUGAUUUUAAAUGUUUACAAAGACUUUUAAUAUACAAACAUUUUGAUGAAUUAAUAAACAGAACACAUAUAAGAUUUUAUAAUGAAUAUAGAAAAGAUAUUCUUGAUUAUGAAAGAAAUAAUGAAAUGUCACAGGUAACUAGAUACCAAAAAUUAAAAAAUGCACUUGAAAAUAUUCUUAAAGAAAAAACACAAAAGUGUUUAGUCGCUUUACAAGAAGAGGAGGCCUUGCUAGAUGAAAUGAUUAUUAAAAUGUCUGUAGCAGAGGAACCAGUAGGAAAUAUUCAAAAUGCUUUAAAUGCAGCGUAA
Messenger RNA from Vairimorpha ceranae, 1044 nucleotides. RefSeq names its product septin-like protein. Lineage: Eukaryota; Fungi; Microsporidia; Nosematidae. Gene Ontology annotation, molecular function: molecular adaptor activity; GTP binding; GTPase activity. Gene Ontology annotation, cellular component: septin ring; microtubule cytoskeleton; septin complex. The record is from RefSeq and is a predicted model, not a curated record. The transcript has a single exon. The coding region runs from base 1 to 1044 and encodes 347 amino acids. Gene Ontology annotation, biological process: cytoskeleton-dependent cytokinesis.